AUGGCUUGGUUAUGUGAGUUAGUAACUAACGGUGAAGAAGCUGUUCUUUUGGCUUUUUCAGAAACCGGUGAAAUGAAGAGUGUCAUUACUCCUUUGAGCACUACUGUCAUAAUGCCUUCUCCUGUUUUACUAUGGAGAUUUAAGAUAUUAUUGUUUAUUGUGUGGGGCUUCUCUUGCUCAAAGAUAGGAUGGGAUUCUGUAAUGAGAAUGAGUGUGGACUUGCGGGAUUUAUUUCUUUAUGAAGCCUUUUUAUAUUAUAAUCCUCUUCUUCUUGUGACUCUUAUGGUUUGGCUUUGGGGAGUAAAUCUGUGGGUAUUUGCUCAGUCAAACAUUGGUUAUGCUAAAAUGUUUGACCUAGAUCAAAAUCACCUUACUCACAGAGAAAUAUGGAAGUGUGCCACUUGGAUGACAAUCAUUGUUCCAACUAGCAUGACGGCGUACCUUUAUCUCUAUUCGCAUGGAGAAGUAUCUUUGGCUGCUUCACUACCAGUUCUUCUCUAUGCCGCUGUUGCAUUUCUUCUGAUAUUUCCUUUUGACAUUUUCUAUUUGUCAUCACGCUACUUCAUGUUAAGGACUUUUUGGAGGAUAGUCUUCCCACUACAGGCAAUAUCAUUUGCUGAUUUUUUCUUGGCUGAUAUUCUGACCUCCAUGUCGAAGGUAUUCUCAGAUUUGGAACGCUCCGUCUGCAGAAUGGUCCACAGACAGGUUGCUACUAUUGCUUGGUUUGAGGCCGAUUCUGUCUGUGGUAGUCACUCUGUUGCUAUUCCUAUAGUUCUUGUUUUGCCCUAUCUCUUUCGUCUAUUUCAAUGUCUUCGACAAUACAAGGACACUGGGGAAAGAACUACUUUACUGAACGCACUGAAAUAUUCAACUGCAGUACCAGUCAUAUUUCUUUCGGCCCUCAAAUACCAUGUCAUUCCUGAUAAAUGGACAAGCUUUUAUCGGCCUUUGUGGCUUCUCUCAAGCAUCCUGAACUCUUUGUACUCUUUCUAUUGGGACGUGACCCGAGAUUGGGACUUGACUUGCUUCACCAGGAUUUUCAAGUUCAACAAACCUCAUAUCUUCUCCCAUAUGCUAUAUGGACGGAAAUGGGUUUUCUUCUGGGUGAUAGGAAGUAAUUUGAUCCUAAGGUGCACAUGGACAUACAAGUUGUCUGCUCAUUUAAGGCAUAAUUAUUUAACAUUAUUCACCAUCACUGCCUUGGAAAUGAUUCGUCGGUUUCAGUGGGUAUUUUUCCGGGUAGAGAAUGAAUGGAAUAAAACAAACUCAAAGUCGAAUUCUCAGAUUGCCAUGAGCAAUAACUUGUCAAAUGAAGAAGAGAAAUUACUCAAGUCCAAUAACCACAACAUAUAGAGAGACCUACCUACCUACCAGCUCCAGAAAAUUGAGGUUUCCUCUAAUACCUACCUCUUCUGCUCCUCCUAUUUGUUUACGAUAUUUUUCAUCAAAAUUAUAGAAGGAAUCGCGUUUUUUAUUUUAUUUUAUUUUAUUUUAUUUUAUUAUUGUUACCUUGAUGAGAAGGUGAAAACUAUGUCCUAUUAUUUAUAACUUUGUUUAUCUCAUCACAAGGAAAAGAUAGAGGUGUUCAAUUCCUGAUA
Molecule: messenger RNA, 1598 nt
Organism: Impatiens glandulifera
Lineage: Eukaryota; Viridiplantae; Streptophyta; Magnoliopsida; Ericales; Balsaminaceae
Product: SPX and EXS domain-containing protein 1-like
Exons: 14
Coding region: 1-1353 (450 amino acids)
Cellular component (GO): membrane; cytoplasm
Source: RefSeq, a predicted model, not a curated record